This is a messenger RNA of Blumeria graminis f. sp. triticale, 183 nucleotides long. The record is from the annotation of a GenBank genome assembly. NCBI's taxonomy places the organism in Eukaryota, Fungi, Ascomycota, Leotiomycetes, Helotiales, Erysiphaceae.
AUGUUCUUUAGUCAAGGUUCCUUCGCCGAGACUGGUUGGGAAGGCUGUUUCUCAGGAGGUGGGCGAAUGCAAUAUAUUUAUCCGGGUCCUACCACAUUGUUCACCUUUGCUAACGGAUCAUCGCUAAUCCUGGAAAACACCGCCAGAAUUUUGGCAGACUUUAGUGAUGUGGCCAAUGGGUAA